Molecule: messenger RNA, 1665 nt
Organism: Chara braunii
Lineage: Eukaryota; Viridiplantae; Streptophyta; Charophyceae; Charales; Characeae
Source: the annotation of a GenBank genome assembly
AGCUUCAGUGGUCGACUGGCAGUGUGCUUCAGAUCAAGGUCCGUGUUGGCCUGACCCCACUUAACCCGGAUGACUAGGGUGGAGAUUUUCGGUGAUGUGGUGUUUCGGGCGGAAAAGUGUAAGGAGCUGCGAACAGUGAGCGUUGAAAAGUGGAAACAAGCUUGACGUGGCAGUGUGCUUCAGAUCAAGGUCCGUGUUGGCCCUGUCUCUUAUACACAUCUAGAUGUGUAUAAGAGACACCACUUAACCCGGAUGUCUAGGGUGGAGAUUUUCAGUGAUGUGGUGUUUCGGUCAGAAAAUUGUUAGUAGCUGCGAACAGUGAGCGUUGAAAAGUGGAAACAAGCUUGACGUGAGAAUGCGAAGAUAACCUGGCUUCGGACCAUCAUCGAAAGACUCGACUCGUAAUGCAAAACUGUAAAUGAGCUCCGAGGUUGCGUUUUCCCCCUCCUUCCACACAGGCCGACAGACUACUGAAAACAGCUGAAGGGAUAGUUUGGUACAGUAAUUGGCCAGUUGUGGCAGUAGUAGGUUGAGAGCCCAGGGCUAACAGAAUAGGGAGGGGUGAAGAGGCCCUCCUUCAGUAGGCUCAGCGCCUGAACGUGAAGUAAACCCUGUUGCGCUGUGUCCGUCAAGACACAUGAUUAUUUUAACGACACGAUGAGUUGGGACUUCUGUGGGGCUUAGAGGCCAGCCCUCAAGAUUCUCAACUCAUAAAUAAAAAAAUUUGGAAGCAAGGAUUGCGGCUAUUGAAGGUUUGCACUGGUUUUCGGUGGCGUCAGAUGUCGGGGUCGUGGGGCUUCGUCGGACGUCAGACGUUGGGGUGGUCUGCAUACGUCUCUCUACUUCCUGCAGAAGAGGAGAUGAGGGCAUGUAAGAGUUGUCGGAGUCGGUCUCUUGUUCUGUGAUUACAUGCUGUGUGUCCGCGAUUAUGUGUCUUUGUCUAAGGGGAUAGUGGCAUAGCAGAAUCGGGCAGGCUGGGCAUCAUUGCCAUCGAAUCAGCAAUCAUCAUGUUAGCUAUGAUAUAGGGCAUGACUGGUGGUGGUGACAGUAAUUAUUUCAGCAAGCAAGGAGGGGUUGCUAGUGGUGCUUCUGGAAUGGGGAGGAGGAGGAGGAGGAUCGUCAUGAUGACGAAUGUGGCGCAUAUUAGAGUGUUUGCUGUUAGGAUGGUGAUGCUUGGCGGAGCAGGUCGAGAGGCUGAUAAUCAUGAAUGCGAUUUCAUUGGGCAGCAGGUGAGCAUUUCCGGUAUAAAUACGAGGGACAUGAGAAGAAGAGGGGAGGUGGUGUUGGGAGGAAAUGGGGUUGAGAACUUGUCAAAGUAUAUGCGGGGGUCGUGAACAGGAGUUUUGGAGUGCCUACGAAGUAUAGCCUGUAUGCUCAAGGUAGGAGGGGGAAUGGAGUUGGGGUCUUCUGAGUUUGGUUGUCCUUGAUGCUUCUCACCACCCCUUUUUCAGUUGUGUAACUCUAGUUGCUGUCAAGUGUAAUUUACGUCCUUGGCUGGGGAUUAUAUGCAUGCUGAUAGUCUGCUUUGUGACCAUUUAUUGAAAUCUACAUUCAUUCUUUGGUAGUUAAUGGCCAUUUAGAUCCUUCAGUUGGGGUCUCUCUCUCUCUCUCUCUCUCUCUCUCUCUCUCUCUCUCUCUCUCUCUCUCUCUCUCUCUCUCUCUCUC